Messenger RNA from Seminavis robusta, 1962 nucleotides. The record is from the annotation of a GenBank genome assembly. Lineage: Eukaryota; Bacillariophyta; Bacillariophyceae; Naviculales; Naviculaceae.
AUGGUGAGACUCCUCCAAACAAGUAGCAAAAAGCUGGGUUCCUGUGGCGGUAGUAGUGGACGACCAUGUUGGCACUUGGUGCUGGUCUACCUCUUGGGGUUCCUUAGUGCCAAAGGACUCGAUAUGGCGUUCCAGAUUGAAGGGUUGGUGCAAAUGCUAGAGUCUUCUGGCAUUUCCAUUUCCAAUGAAUAUCGAAAGACGGCCGUCACCAAGGCAUGCCCGGAAUGUGACUGUACUAGUACUACUACUACAAAGAAUAGUAGUACAGCACCAAAGGAAAAAGGAGUGGUCAAGACAGAAGUGGUGGAUAUCACCAAGACGGACAAGACAGCACAAGCAAAACCUGCCGCAACCGACACUCCUCCUCCACCACCAUCCGACUCCUCUGUGGAGACCAUUGCUCCCCGAAUCUCGGCCUCUCAAGUCACUCACCUGCGAGAUGACAAUUCCCAAUUUGCCAAAAUUGUCCAAACCGCCUAUGAACAAGCCAAUCUGCUGCAAGAAGAAGAAAACACAGCAGUAACAUCCGAACAACCACGACAAAAAUUAGACAUUACAUGGUGGGAACAAGAGUCCAAUUUGACUACACAAGGAGGACUCCGAACGGCCGAUCGCAUCUUGUUGGGGGAAAUCUAUUACCAAGCCAAUUCGGUAUUUGAAUAUGGAUUGGGGGAAUCCACCUACAUGGCCCAUCAUGUCGGUGUGCAACGAUAUGCCGGAAUUGAUUCCGAUGCCGUUUGGGUGGGCAUGGCACGUGACAAGGUGCCACCCCAUUUCCGAUUCUAUUUGGGAGACAUUGGUCCCACCAAGUCAUGGGGGCAACCCGCACAGGGGUAUCUGCCCAAACAAAUACUGGAUUAUCAGUUACUGCCACUCAUUGUGGAACCCAAACCAUUUGAUGUCUAUAUGGUCGAUGGCCGCUGGAGGUUGCCUUCCAUGCUGGCCAGUUUUUUGCAUGCCAGUGCCAGAGGAGCCGACACAACGAAAACUACGGUAUUGAUUCACGAUUGUGGAAAGACAGAGGGAUUGCCACUCCGAAAAUCCUACAAAAAGGCCGAUCACUUGUUGCAGCUUGUCAAUCACUCGGAGGCUCUUUUAUGUGUCUACCAGCGCAAACCAGAAACCACAGAUGAACAAUUGAGAGACUUGUGGAUGGGGAACAAGGGCAUUGUGCAGAGACGACAGCGACAGCUGCAACAACAACAAGAACAACAAUCCACCACGGCCUUUGACGAAAUUGUGUCUGUGGCCUAUGCCGAGGCCAUUGUGGAGCAGCGACCCAAAACACCCAGGCGAACUUUUGAUAUCAAAUAUUGGGUACAACACUCGGGAUUGACCACCGAAGGCGGACUCAACAAUGACGAUCGAUCCUUACUGGGGGAAAUAUACUACAAGGCCAACUCGGUGUUUGAGUAUGGAUUGGGAGAAUCUACCUAUAUUGCCAAUCAUGUAGGAGUACCAAGGUAUGCCGGUGUGGAUUCCGAUCCAGCGUGGGUGGGAAUGGCACGUGACAAGGUGGCACGGUACUUUCGAUUCUAUUUGGGAGAUAUUGGACCCACCGGAGACUGGGGGUAUCCCAAGAGUGGAAAACUACCCAAACAAUUAUUGGAUUAUCAGCUGUCCCCUUUGAUUGUGGAGCCCAAACCCUUUGAUGUUUACAUGGUGGAUGGACGAUGGAGAUUGUCCGGUAUGAUUGCUUGCUUCUUGCACGCCAGUGCCAGAGGUGCCGAUCCCUCCAAGACAACCGUUCUCAUUCAUGACUGUGACAAGCAGCCCAAUCCACUUGGAAGAGUAGUGUACAAAAAAGCAGAUCACUUGCUGAAAUUGGUCAAUCACUCGGGCAACAAGCUGUGUGUCUACCAGCGCAAACCAGACACCACAGAUACGCAGCUCCAAGAAUUCUGGCAUGAGAACAAUGACAUCAUCCUACGGCGCCGGCUGGAGGAGGGUGGGCACGAGUAG